This is a messenger RNA of Onychostoma macrolepis, 3297 nucleotides long. It is a transcript of the gene liat1, whose product is annotated as ligand of ATE1. The record is from RefSeq and is a predicted model, not a curated record. The transcript has 3 exons. Lineage: Eukaryota; Metazoa; Chordata; Actinopteri; Cypriniformes; Cyprinidae. Gene Ontology annotation, biological process: protein arginylation. Bases 1391 to 1933 code for a protein of 180 amino acids.
GCGGUAGGUCAGCCAUUAUUCACUCGUCAGCAUCCACUACAAUCCUAGAAGAUAAAAACAAGACAGAAGAUUACUUUUCAAAAACAACGCAAGAUACGUUCCACAACCACAAGUUUGUUACAAAACCAUUAUUGAUUCUGUCAUUUCCACAGAGUACCAUCAAAAUACAAAUAUGACUGAACAACAAGGAUGGCCUGCUGUCCCAGGGUCAGUGUGAGCGUUUCAGACCAACUCCCUGUCAUUCACCCAAUUGGGUCAGUGCAAUCGCUUAUAUAUUUUUUAAUCAAGUACAUUAAUUUUAUGCUUUUCAAACUUUUCAAAAUGUGAUGUUCCGAGACAUUUUGUGGCAAAUUCUUCUUGUCAACUUCGUAAACAUGAAUUUAUGACAUUAAGUUUCUGUUUAAUCAUAACUAUAAUUUCAAGUUUAUGUAAGAAACAUACAUUUGAUUGAAGUGUAAAAUAAAAAUGAUUUAAAAAAAUUUAUGUAAAAAUUUGAAUUAAUUUUAUCAUUUUUUUAAUUUACUGUUAUGGACUGAUUGUAAAGCUUAUGUAACUUAAAAUGUUCCUUAAUUUCAUCUUAAGUAACAGAGCAAUAGUAAAAGAUUUAUUGCUUUGAAGAGGAAAAAAAGUUGCUUUAUCAUUAAAGGUUUUCUUCAAUAGCUUUUACACUGUUUCAGAGGACAUAAAAUCUGUAAUUCAUGUUUUAAAAAAAACCUAGACAUUGAAUAAUUCUUUGCACAAGUUGCUCAAAUCAUUCUUACGUAAAUUCACAAAAAAGAAAUUUGAACAAUUUGCCAAUCAUGAUGUUUGAGUUUCACAAAUGAGGCCAAAGAAUGCCCAUCAUUCCUCAGAUCCCCAACAAAACAUGUUGAAAUAAACUUCUUGCUUACAAGUGACUCAAAAGAGUCUAUUUUUUCCAUCGCACAGAAACAUCUGAAUCAUACUGCUAACUCUAUGACACAGACUCAGGUUGCUCGCACUUUCCGUCUUGUUUCCCUCCCCGUGCUGCGUUUGGUAAUCAUCUACCCUUCUUUCUCAGUACUCCGUGUCCCUCGUUCAUUCCACCCUCCCCCAUCCAGCAAGCCGGCGCAGACACGCAGACAUGAAUCAGCAGGCAUUGGGGGUGGAGGCCAGAGGACAAGACUGUUUCUCCAUUCCUGCUGGGCACGUAAGAGGAGUUCUGUUUCCAUGGUGAUGCGUCAUCACGCUCAAACGACCUUCAUGCUGGUAGAACGCGGAGUUUUUCUUGCUACCAACUAACGUUAGCGAUUUAAGGAUAGUUAGAAUUUAAUCAUGUAAUAAUUUCUCUUUUAAUGCGGAUGAAAUUGCUUUGAGUUUAACUAAUUAAUUUGAAAUGAAAAUAGCACGUCAGUAAGUAAUGUGUUGAAAUAUGGCAUCGUUUAGAGACAGACGGAUCAAAGGCGCUUCUCAGACAACAAACAUGCGCCAGGAGAUUUCAGUUAAAAAAGAGUUUCAUGUUCCUCCUUUGGCUGCCACAAUGAAAGAGAGCAAAAAGAAAAGGAAAGACACAACAAAAGAGAAAAAGAAAUCGACGAAUGGCAUUAACCAGUCAAGGGAUUCAGAGAAACUCCAGACAGAACUGUGGACAAACGGUGAGAUGAGUGAUGGUCAGGCCAAAGCCAAAGAACGUAAGAGCAGCAAAUCCAAAAAUCCCAAGGGUGUAUCAGAAGUGGUUCCAACAGAGGAGGACAAAUCUGAUUCGACUGAUCUGGAACAGGACAGCUUGAGGUGGGAAGGAGCUCUUGAAGACCCCACUGCAGAGGCCCAACGGUUGGAGGUCUACAGAGCCAACCGCCGUAAACGUUAUUUGGCAUCAAGACAGGCUUUUCUACAAAAUAUUCAGACUGGUUUAAGCAUAGACUCAAACUCUUCAAAACUAAAUACACGAAAAAAGCCUGGAGUUUUAACAUGAACUUAUAUCAUGAAAUCUUAUAAUCAGGCUAUAUACUGUAUGAACAGGUUGUGUGGUGUUAUUAACAUAACUGUACUGGGAAAGUUCUUCAAACCUGAAUGUGCAAUAUAAUUUCUCUCGUAUGUGGAUACUCUCACAUGAAGGUCUGCUAUUAAGCAUUGCAUCAUUUUGUGCUUAUACAUUGAUCCCUGGUUUUGUUACCAUGAUGCAUCCUAUAUGCUAUUCAGUUCAUCCAUUUGAGCCUCUACUGAAUCUAUUUAGCAUUGUUGUCAUCUAUUACUACAAUAACCAUGUUUGAUUUUUUAUCAAGGACUUCAGGAAUUUGCCUUUUGUUUAUUUACGUAGGUAUAGUUCACUGUAAUUGAUUUUAUGGCUUCAAAAUAUGCACAUACUAAUUUAAAAAGGCACAUCGAAAAGUGCUAUAUAUUUUUUCACAAUCUUAGAUAUGACAUAAAUUGCCUCCAUUUUAUUUUAAAUAAUUAUAUUAUUAUAAUAAUCAUGUAUUAUACUGUACAAUACAAAAUAUUUAAAUAAUAUUAUUGCAUACACACACACACACACACACACACACACAAAGACACAUUAUAUAUUUAUACACAUACCUUUAAAAAAAUACCUUUUUUUCAAAGAAAUUAAUACUUUUAUUCAGGAUGCAUUAAACUGUUCAAAAGUGAGUAAAUAUGUUUAUAAUGUAUUAUUUAAUAUAAAUGAUGUUCUUUUGAAUGUUCUAUUCAUCAUAGAAUACAUAAAAAUAUAACAUUUUCAACCUACUUAAGAAUGAAAUAAUAUUAAGAAGUGUUUCUUCAGCACCAAAUCGGCAUAGAAUGAUUUCUGAAGGUUCUGUGAUGAAUAAAUUCUAUUUUAAAAUAAAUGAAAAUUGAAAAGUUGUUUUAAAUAGUAAUAAUAUUUAAAAAUGUUACUGCUUAAGAGACUUCUUACCGACCCCAAACUUAUAUAUUCACGUUCACGUAUAAAACAAAAUUCAUGUAAAAAGUCCAAACCAGUAAAACAUAAUUUAUUGCUCUUUAAAGGUUACAGAUAUGAGUAUGACAAACAUGUGCUGUAUUUUUAAACUGAGUAAAAAACAAGACAUGAACCAUGAAUGAGUAACAGUGACUAAAACUGCCCAACCAGUGCAGAUGAUACACUUGCUUUGCAGCACAUUGUAUGUAAAAACAGCCUGGUGUGUGACUGUCUUCUUCGUGUUAUAAUGGUGCCUCAUGUGUACAUUCCUUACUAUGCUGUAUCUAAAACUGUGAUGUAUAACAUUAUAAACUGAAACUGUAAAAUAUGGUUGCCAACCUGAUUUCACAUUUUGUAGUGUGUAAGUAAACUGGACCUAUUAAAGGGCUCAUCCAUUUGCA